This is a messenger RNA of Plutella xylostella (diamondback moth), 1922 nucleotides long. RefSeq names its product 3-hydroxyacyl-CoA dehydratase 2 (gene Hacd2). Gene Ontology annotation, biological process: very long-chain fatty acid biosynthetic process; sphingolipid biosynthetic process; fatty acid elongation. Gene Ontology annotation, molecular function: 3-hydroxyacyl-CoA dehydratase activity. The record is from RefSeq and is a predicted model, not a curated record. NCBI's taxonomy places the organism in Eukaryota, Metazoa, Arthropoda, Insecta, Lepidoptera, Plutellidae. Gene Ontology annotation, cellular component: endoplasmic reticulum membrane.
AAACAAGUGUCAGUCACAUAAAUUUGGUUUGAUCCGGUGCCGAAAAAAUUGGGAAUAUUUACAUUUUACAUCUUUAUGAAGCCUUGACGACAAAAAUGGUAGUUCCCAGCCCCUUUGUGUACUGGGCUCAGACCGAAGGAGCCAUAUCUCUUAAAAUAGAUCUGAAGAACGUACAGAAACCCAACGUGAAUGUUGUGGAAAAUAAAUUGAAAUUUUCAGCUCAAGGUAUCGGGGCCCAUGGUGAUACCCAUUAUCAAUUCAGCCUAGACUUAUUUUGUCCAGUAAAAACUAGUGAAACCUCUGAGAAUGUCACCACUGUGAGAGUGUUUGACAAUAGAGUUGACUUGAUACUCCAGAAAGAGAAGCCUUCAUGGUGGCCGCGGCUGACAGCACAACCACAGAAGCCAGCAUGGCUUAAGAUAAAUUUUGAUUUGUGGAAGUCAGAGGAUGGAGGAGACAGUGAUGAAGAUAAAAGAGAUGUAAUGAAAGAUUACCCCGGCAUGUAUGACCAAUUACAAAAAGAAGAGAUGGGAUACAGGAAAGAGGACCUAAAGAAGGUCUACUUAAUCUUAUACAACCUGUUCCAAUUUGUGGGCUACAUGUACAUAAUGACAGUCAUGACUGUAAGAUAUGUAAAACUGGAUUAUGAAUCAGUGCAUGACACCUACGAGCAUGUUGGACCAGCCAUGAAGUUUCUUCAGCUGAUGAUGUAUCUUGAAGUGAUGCAUCCACUGUUUGGUUAUACUAGGGGCAGCGCGCUGGUCCCGUUCCUGCAGGUGAGCGGGCGCUCGUUUGUGCUGUUCGCGAUGAUCGAGGCGGAGCCGCGCAUGCAGGCCAAGCCCGUCGUCUUCUACCUGUUCCUCGUGUGGUCCAUGAUCGAGAUUGUCAGAUAUCCAUACUACAUUUCGCAGCUGUACAAAAAAGAGAUUGGGCUGUUGACCUGGCUGCGAUACACCAUAUGGAUCCCUCUGUACCCUAUCGGCAUCGUCUGCGAAUCCACUGUCAUUCUCCGUAAUAUCCCAUACUUUGAGGAAACCGGAAAGUUCACUACAUCACUACCCAAUGAGUGGAACUUUGCAUUCCAUAUGCCAACGUUUAUGCGCAUUUAUUUACUUUUCCUAACUUUCCCAGGAUUGUAUUUAGUUAUGGGACACAUGUACAAACUUAGGAUUAAAAAACUUAAGCCAAAAGUUGUUAUAAAGAAGUCACAGUAAGUUAAGAUUGUGUUGUAAGUGUAGGGUGUUGGUACUGUAAAUUGUAAUGUCUGAUAAAGGUCCCAAAAACUUUAGUGUUCCAUGUGUGAUAUAUCAUUAUAUAUUAUUAUGUGUUGUAUGUCUGUGGAGUUAAGGUAGAUAAUCUAUGCACCCCUGACUCUAGAAUGAUUAUUGGUUUUUAAUGUAAACUUUUACGCUUAGUUCAUAUAUCAGCGCUGCUGUUGUGUCAACCACAACUUCAUUUCGUUGUAGAGUUAGCCAUAGCAUGGCAGCGCUCCGACAUAAUAACUAUACUUGAAAUUGAAACUGAUAUUGAAGCAAUUCCCAAGACAAAUAAAAAAGAUGCAUAAUAUACAACGUAAACUAGCCCCCAAAAACAUUUCUCUGUCUAUCCAUUCUUUCUUGUGGAAAGAAAAUAAUUGGAAUGUGGUUUGUGAUUUUAAUCAAUUAUAGUUAUAACGGUAGCGAUUAGGUCUCCUUCCAAGACAGUUGUUUGAAAAUGAAUAUUGUGUUACUUAUAACUUUUUAACUAUGAACUUACGUUAUAAAUAUUAUAUUUAAAUUGACCAGUGAAUAAGCAUUUAGUUUCUUUACAAGAAAAGUAUGAAGUUGAAUGGUUGUGUUUUAUCGGAACUUGUUUUUGUAAAAUACAUUAUUAUGAAUUCUUGGGUUUAUACUGAUGGAAAUAAACACUUUUGUUAUAUAAAA